Molecule: messenger RNA, 5685 nt
Organism: Nerophis ophidion (straightnose pipefish)
Lineage: Eukaryota; Metazoa; Chordata; Actinopteri; Syngnathiformes; Syngnathidae
Gene: adgrf8
Product: adhesion G protein-coupled receptor F8
Exons: 31
Coding region: 243-4796 (1517 amino acids)
Biological process (GO): cell surface receptor signaling pathway; G protein-coupled receptor signaling pathway
Cellular component (GO): membrane
Molecular function (GO): G protein-coupled receptor activity
Source: RefSeq, a predicted model, not a curated record
AGACGAGUGUGUGAUGCUCACUGGUAUUCUAAAGACACCUUUCAUGUAUUUUCACAUUUUCCUUUCUGCAGACACUCUCGCUGGAAUAAGAGAACUUUAUCGCUGACAGACAACACAAGUAUGGAGUGCAGCUGGCGCAGGGCAGCAGCACACACCUGAGGUUGAUUAGGGUGGCCUAUUUAACCUGGGUGCUGCCUGCCUGUGAGCGCCGGAACCUUGUGGUCACUGCUGCUACUCUUCGCAUGUGUCUUUUUCGUCUCACUAGCAAACUCUCUAGUUUGUCUCGUGCAUCUCACAGAAUUGUCCCUCCUGAGUGGCUGCCUCUGGACAUCUUACUUGUGGAGAUGAACUCAUCGAAGGCAGUCAGGCUCACCUUUGUCCUGCUUUUGGCCGAGUCCUUGUUGCAUGACAUCGGGUGGUCCCCGCAGUCUGCCAUUACAUUGUUCAAGGCGCUGACACGCAAACAACUUGACAGUCAUGGCCGAGAGAAAAGAAGUGGUGUUCUCCAACGUCUGACCCCAAUGGAAGUGGACGUUGUCCUCACAAUUAAUCUUCCAAGCAACACUGAGCCAUCACAGAUCAUUGAUCAACUAAGGAUGUCCGUACAACAAGUGGAUUUACCAUCAAACUUCUCAGAUGAUGUCAUGGUGACAAGACUCAAUUUGACCACAGUCUGCCUCUCAAACUCUACUGAAGGACAGCAGUGUCAGUGUGAGGAACAAUAUGCAUGGCCAUGUUCCCUCUGUGAUGACUUUGGGGCCUGCAACAAUGAAACUACAGAAACAUGCGACUGCAUUAAUGGACUUCCUUCAAACGGGCAAUUCUGUGAGCUGCAAACUUUUUUUGCCUCAUGUCAACCACCAACGCCACCAACAACAACAGAAGUGGACAUAGUCCUCACUUUUCCAGACAACGCCAACCCAUCAGAGUUCAUUAAUCAACUGAGGAUGUUUGUGAUUACUCGGUCUUCACCAGAAAACAUCACCAAUGAAGUAGUAUUGGAAAACCUAAAUUUGACCACGACCUGCCAGCCAAACUCUACUGAAGGACAGCAGUGUCAGUGUGAGGAACAAUAUGCAUGGCCAUGUUCCUUCUGUGAUGACUUUGGGGCCUGCAACAAUGAAACUACAGAAACAUGCGACUGCAUUAAUGGACUUCCUUCAAACGGGCAAUUCUGUGAGCAGCAAACUUUUUUUGCCUCAUGUCAACCACCACCACCAACGCCACCAACAACAACAGAAGUGGACAUAGUCCUCACAGUGAAUGUUCCAGACGACACCGAUCCAUCACAGUUCAUUAAUCAACUGAGGAUUGCUGUGGUUACUUUGUUGUUACCACAAAACAUCACUGAUUCAUUGAUAAGCUUAGAUUUGACCACAAUCUGCCUCUCAAACUCUACUGAAGGACAGCAGUGUCAGUGUGAGGAACAAUAUGCAUGGCCAUGUUCCUUCUGUGAUGACUUUGGUCAAUGCAACAAUGAAACUACAGAAACAUGCGACUGCAUUAAUGGACUUCCUUCAAACGGGCAAUUCUGUGAGAUACAAACUCUUUUCCCCUCAUGUCAACCACCAGCACCACCAGCACCACCACCAACAACAGAAGUGGACAUAGUCCUCACAGUGAAUGUUCCAGACGACACCGAUCCAUCACAGUUCAUUAAUCAACUGAGGAUUGCUGUGGUUACUUUGUUGUUACCACAAAACAUCACUGAUUCAUUGAUAAGCUUAGAUUUGACCACAACAUGCUUCAUAAUGACUGCUGGAGUUCAGCAAUGUCGGUGUGAAGAACAAUACGCAUGGCCAUGCCAAUUCUGUCAACGUUUUGGUUCGUGCAGCAAUGAACUCACAGCAAUCUGCAACUGCAUCGAUACACUUCCCCCGGAUGGGGAAUUCUGUGAGCUACAAACAAGUGACUCUCUAUGUCUACCUAAUCCAGCAAACAUCACUACGACAGUCAAUUCUAUGACAAGCAUGCCUGCAACAAGCUCUGUUUCAGCUCCAAAUCCACCUCCUCCAAUAUCCAAUACUUUAGAUGUCCUACCGGUGUCGUUCACCAUUGACAUGAACUUCAGCCCAGAGUUCAACAACAUGGACAACUUUGUUAACAUGAUGGUUAAUGAGUCAAUAACGACACGAGCUCCAGAGUUCAUCCAAAACUUGGUGUCAGCAGAGCUCAUGAACUUCAGUUCUGGUAGCACCAUCGUUAACUUCAACCUCACUGCAAAUACGAUUAUUGAAGACUCGAAUGUUGAGAACCUUUUGACCGCAAUAUUUAAUGACCUGCGGGACUUGUUUCCUUUGGUGCUCGACGGUGUUGAGCCCUUAACUUUUCGGCCAGCUGAAAUAUUCAUUGAGCAGACUCUGACUGUGAUCUGUGGGCCACCACCAGCUGAUGCGGUAUUUAAUGAACCUAUUACAGCUGAGUGGCAUCUUAAUGGGGAAAUAAUAGCAGUAGACGCCCAACACAGCAUUUCAACAGGUGGUCGAAUGUCAACGCUUACUAUCUUGAACUUCUUUUUUACUGACAAUGGAAUCUAUGAAUGUCGGCUGACUGAUACCCAAGCUAUUUUCCGGCAGCGUUCUCCCAUAUUUAUGCUGAAUGAAACACCACGAAUCCAAGUACGGCCGCUUGAAACGAGUAUAUUGUGUCAGGUCGGGCAAACAGUGUCAUUGGCGUGCUCAGUGCAGGACCCCUACAUCGUGGAGUUUGACGCUGCAACCAGUUUCGACCAAGGACCUUCAAUCCAAUACCAGCAUAAUAUCACAAACUGCAGCGAAACGGAUUUUAGGGUGAAUUGUCAGGUGAUUAACUUCACUGAUUUUUCACGAGAGAUCAGAAUAAGGUUUCUCACAAACGUUGUAUUCACGUGUGUUAAUGAUCCGAUAUUUGGAAAUGGAAUUUUAAACGACAUGGGUACUGCUGUUUGUCAAGACGAAGGCAAUGUUGGACUGAUGACAGCAAUUUGCAAUGAAAGUGGAGAAUGGGAAGAUGAAGAAGACAACUGCACCAGCCAGAUGAUUUUGGACUUAUUCCGUCAGUCUUCGCAAUUGACUGAAAGCGAUUUGGGAGUCUUCCUGAAUGCAGUCAACAACACAGUUGUGGAGCUCGCUCUGGAGAAUGCCGAGUCUCCUAACAACAUUGAGGCCAUUGUUAGGAUUCUCGACAAUGUUGGAAUCUUUGUAACAACAACGGUAUCAAAUGGAACAGUCCUUGUACAAUCUUCUAUUGCGGAUAUCCUAUCAACUACAAGUGCCCUCACCAUAGAGCAGGCUCGGGAAUCAUGGGCCUUUCUUAACGCUCGAGCUGUCACCGAGGUCCUGGGAACAAGAUUUGUCAGACCCAGAAACGAAAGUAUUAGUUCCUUAUUAUUGUUCUCCCUAGAGUCAUUAACAAGUCGGUUUGUUAAUGAAACUUUGAACAUUGAGACACCUUUGGUUCUCCUGAACAAAACAAUGUUCAACAGCAAUUUCAGUGGUGAUUUCAACUCCACAGUGGAGAUAGAAGUAUCAGACACGAAUGCAAUAACGAUUCUAACUGUGCUAACCUUCGAGUCCAUGGAUAAUAUACUUCCCCCAAGAGAUGAGGACAACUCCACAGACAGGACAAUUAACGGGAGAGUGGUACUCGUGCAAUCUACUACCACAGUUAACAACAUCACGUUUGUCUUUGACAUUAUUAACCAGACCCUACGGAGGCCUCAGUGUGUGUUCUGGAACUUUACACUCUUCGGAGGUCUUGGAGGAUGGGAUGAUGAAGGAUGCCAGUUGAUUGCAAUGGAUAGUGAAACCGUCACAUGUCGCUGUGACCAUGUGACCUCCUUCUCGAUGCUUAUGUCACCCUUUGUGCCAGCGAUUCCUGCCUUGGCCUUCAUAACCUUCAUUGGCGUCGCUGUUUCCUUGGCAUCUUUAGUCAUAUGCCUCAUUAUAGAAGCAGUCGUAUGGAAAAAAAUGAAAAGGAAUGAAAUUGCGUACUUGCGCCAUAUUUCUAUCGUUAACAUUGCAUUGUCUCUCUUGAUUGCAAACAUUUGGUUCAUCAUCGGAGCCGCUAUCGCUGGUCAACGACGAAGAAAUUUAGAUGCAUGCGUUGCUGCAACCUUUUUCAUCCAUUUUUUCUACCUAGCCCUUUUUUUCUGGAUGCUAUCAUCUGCCCUGUUGCUGUUUUACCACGCGGUCAACGUCUUUGGCACACUUACAAAACAGAAAAAGUUGGCUAUUGGAUUUUGUCUUGGCUAUGGGGGCCCUCUGAUUAUUGCAUCCAUUACGAUAGCUGUAACUGCACCUACCAAUACUUACAUCCAAAUAACCGGGUCCUGCUGGCUCAACUGGACCCAGUCCAGAGCACUGCUGGCAUUUGCCGUUCCGGCACUGCUUAUAGUGUUCAUAAACAUUGUGAUCCUAAUUGUUGUGGCUACAAAACUCAUUCAGAGUCAGAUUUCGACAAACAAUGUACCAGAAGAUACGAGGCAAAGCUUGAAGGUUAUCGUUCGGAGCUUGACUGUCCUCACACCCUUUUUUGGAAUUACCUGGAGUCUUGGAGUAGGAACCCUCUUAGACCCAAGAAACGUUGGAAUCCACAUCACCUUUGCACUCUUCAAUUCCCUACAGGGCUUCUUCAUCUUAGUAUUUGGAACCCUGUUGGACAGAAAGGUGCGCGAAGCCAUCACAGAAGUAACUGGAUUAGGAACAACGAGCACCAAUACCCGACACGGAGGGAGGAUCAAUACACAGGGAGAAAAAGUCGAUACUGAGACAACACAACCCACGGAUUUUACAAAUAGCACAACAGGGAUUCAUUAAAAUCUUCUGUCAACGACCAACGCUGACACCAGCAGUAUUGUGUCAGAAAGAGAACCUUCUGGAGCCAAUACAUGACAAGCGCCACAGAGAUGCCAGGACGUGCAGGCCAAGCCCCAAACUUAUUACUGCUGUGCUUUUGUCCGCCAUUUUGUUUCACUUGGAACAGUAGUCGUAUUUAUCACAAAUGUGUGUAUUUAAACUUGGAACAUUAGUAGUACUGUUCACAAAUGUGUCUAUUGAAGUACUCUCUCUGAAAGCUCAAGGUGGUAUUUGAAGUUGUCAAUGCUUGCAAUUAUGCUGUAAAUGCACAGAUAUUCAAACAUCACAUUUAUGAAUGUUGCCUACAUGAUGUAAUACGUAUAUGUAUAUACAUACACUUACUAUUGUGUAAUUAUCACUGCACUUAUGUGUUAUUUAAGGUUUUGAUACUUUGCACCAGAUCUCCAUGAUCAGACCAAUCAAGCACUUUAUGUUCAUGUUAUUAAUUUGUCACGUGUCUUUACAAUAACACAGGUGAUACAAUUUAUUUAACAAUAUAACUAUAAUAUUUUAUAUAUACACUACAUAUAUCAUGAUUAUACAGUAUAUUUUAAUUAUUAAAUUGUUACGUGUGUCUUUAUAGUAGCACAGGUAGUACAAUGCAUUUUAUAAUGUAACUAUAACAUUCUGUGUGUAUACUGUAUGUAUCAUUAAUAUACAAUGUAAUAUAAUUACACAUGCAUUUAAUGUGCAUAACACUUGAUUUGUUUUGUGUGUGCGUGUGUGUGUGUGUGUGUGUGCGUGUGUGUGUGUGUGUGUGUGUGUUUGAGUGCGUGUGCAUGCGUGUGUGUGUCAGAAUGUAUUUUUAAUUGUGGAUGUGGGAUUAAUUUGAUUAAAACUUAAAUGUCAA